Hordeum vulgare subsp. vulgare (domesticated barley) is the source of this 1148-nucleotide messenger RNA. RefSeq lists its product as uncharacterized. Bases 128 to 736 code for a protein of 202 amino acids. The record is from RefSeq and is a predicted model, not a curated record. NCBI's taxonomy places the organism in Eukaryota, Viridiplantae, Streptophyta, Magnoliopsida, Poales, Poaceae. The transcript is spliced from 3 exons.
CAUCAAAUAGCACACCAAUUGCUUAUCUCGCCUUCAACCUUCCGGUGUUUGACCAUUUCCCUCCCACGCUCACGCUACCACCCCCGCGCCCCUUCCGCCGCCAUCGGAGCCGACGGACGCCAGCGGUAUGAAGCCAGCGCCUCGACCUCGUCCGCCGCCGCUUUCGGCCGACGAGCCCGACGCGCCGCCGAAGAAGCGGAAGCUGGAGGAGUUGGGGUUUCACGACUCGCCCUACUACAGGAUCAGAGAAGCCGUCGCCAGCCUCCGCGGCCGCUUCCUUCAGGUUUGCCAAGCUACUGAUUCCCAGAAGAAAGAUGCUGCUCUUGAGAUCCUGAAAGAGAUGAAAGUUGUCAUGGAAUUAUCCAAGAAAAUGCGGCUUGAUAUCUCUGCUGCUGCUGAGCCUGCUAAACCAUCAGACAUACCCGCAGUUAGAGAUGUCAAGAACAAACCUUCAGGGAAAGUUCCAUCUGGAGGGAAGAAUCAAGGACAGGAUACAGGCGAGAAGGUACCACUCAAGCCUGUAAGCUCGCAGACUCCUGCCGUGGGGAUCCAUCGAGAAGCCAAUCCAAGUGAGACGGCAAACCAGGGCAACCAGCUGCUGGGCGGGCGCUUGCAAGGGUCUUAUGUCGUUGGUGGAUCUCCCAUGGGCUGGAAUUUUCUCAUGUGGCCUGGAGGUAAAGCAGUCUACUAUGGCUUGACCAAACCAGAGUGGUUGGCUCGUCAAGCUGCAGAGUGAAAUCUCACUCUCGCGGAGGAUCUAACCUGUAGUUCGCUCUGAAAUAUUCAGAGGUAACCUAGUUGUUGCUAGUAGCCCGCUGUGAUGUAGUAACUGGACAGUAGUUCUUGGCACCUGAAGUCCAGGACAUGGUGAGGGUAUCAUCAGCGAGCAUCAUUUUGGAAAGCUUUUCACUGAAUCUACAGCGCGGUAACCGUUCACUAGUUACUAGUAGGCAUACCGUGAUUUUUCUUGUAUUUUGAACCGGUCAAGGCCGCUGCUCUUGUCAUGAUUUUGCAAGUUCAGGAAUGGGUACAGCAGGAAGUAGCUCAAGCACAUUGGCAGGAUCGAUGCAUUUUCUUCUUUAAGCAAGUCCAAAGGCAUAUGACGUCAUGUUUCUGUGAAUUGUGAUGGAGUUGACUGUUGUUGCAAA